Brienomyrus brachyistius is the source of this 5557-nucleotide messenger RNA. RefSeq names its product transcription factor E2-alpha-like. The record is from RefSeq and is a predicted model, not a curated record. Gene Ontology annotation, cellular component: transcription regulator complex. Gene Ontology annotation, biological process: regulation of transcription by RNA polymerase II. Gene Ontology annotation, molecular function: DNA-binding transcription factor activity, RNA polymerase II-specific; protein dimerization activity; RNA polymerase II cis-regulatory region sequence-specific DNA binding. Lineage: Eukaryota; Metazoa; Chordata; Actinopteri; Osteoglossiformes; Mormyridae. The transcript has 20 exons. The coding region runs from base 484 to 2355 and encodes 623 amino acids.
ACGGGGAAAUCGAUAUGCACAAAUAGGCCUGCGUAUGAGGAUACAGUUAUUAUAUGCUCUUCAUUGCCUAAAUGUAAACUGUCGAACUUUUUAUUCAAUGUAUGAAAUUGGACACCGCUGGUGACAACGUCCUUAUUUUUUGCGGAGGGAUAUAAUGUUGAGGCUGACAAUGUGGAGGUUGUUAAGAUGUCUACCUCGCGGAUGAAAUGGUAUCAAUUGUAGCAAGAAAAAGAUACAUAGAAGAGUUGUAGAGUUUGUGUGGAUGCAGAAACGCUAGAUUGUAUAAACGUCCUGGACUGUCCCUCACGUCACGUUUAUAGAAGAACGGAGAAUGCAGUUGCUUCGUUUAAUCCGCCGAGUUUGAAACGUUGAAGGGAAUUCCCUUUUAAGUUUCACGCUAUUCCUACAGUGCCGUCCAUAUAUUUUCUGCUGUUCGAAGCCAGACUUUUAAUAUAAGUAGGAAGCUGGUCAUCUCCGAGUGGGAUGAACACGCAGCAGUCACACGGAAUGGCUGCUGUGGGCACGGACAAGGAGCUUAGUGACCUGCUCGACUUCAGUACGACAUUUGCUCCACCUGUGGGGAACGGCAAGACCCGGCCAAUGACGCUAGGCAGCAGCCAGUUUGUCGGCUCAGUGGAGGAACGUAACAGCCUGGGGUCCUGGGGACCGGAAGAUGAGAACAGCCGCUCCCUCACUCAUGGACGGGGUUUUGGUGACAGCCCCCACUACGCCGAACAGGAUGGCCUGCCUCACUCUCCUUUUCUCGGUGCUGGGAUCGUUGGUAAAAACGAGCGGGGUCAUUAUUCUUCCUUCGUGUCUCAGCCGGGCUUCUUAUCCAGCGACAUGGUCAUGCCUGGCCCUGACGCCCUGUCAGUCCCAGGGCUCAAGGCUCCGCCAUACUACACCUGCCCCAGCAACCCUAGGAGGCGCCCUCUGGAUACCCCUGUCGAAGUCCCGGUGAAAAAAGUAAGGAAGGUUCCUGCUGGACUGCCAUCUUCGGUCUACGCUUCCUCGUCAGGGGAGGAGUAUAACCGGGAGAGUGCUGGUUAUCCUGGCUCCAAGCCUGGUUCUGUCUACCCGGCCUCCUUUUACAUGCAAGACAGUCCUGACACCUGGGCCUCGCCUGGGUCACUGGGUCAGUCCGGGUUCCCUUCUGUGCUAGGGAGUUCCUCUCAGCUGGGUCAGCCUGCCCCCUUUGCGGUCAGCCCCCAGGACAGGAUGAAGCGGCAUCCUGCCCUGUCCCAACAGAACUACCCCCUCCAUGGCAGUGAGGUGAACGGUAGCCUAACCUCUGGUUGUCACGUUGGCUCGGGUGCCUACGGCAUCUCCAAUCUCACCCCACCCGUCAGUGGUGCAGAUGGCAUUCUGGUCAAUCGAGUUGUGACCGGGAGUUCUGGGGAUGAGAUUGGGAAGGCGCUAGCCUCGAUCUAUUCCGCUGACCCCAACGGAAACACCUUCCCAUCCAGCCCCACCACUCCCGUGAGCUCGCCUCAGAACAUCGCAGUGUCCCAGUGGUCACGGGGAUCCGGACAGUCGUCCCUGUCACCUGGUUUUGAGGGCGGGCUGCACGUACUGAACAAGCUGGAGGACCACCUGGAGGAGGCCAUCCACGUCAUGCGCGCCCACGCUGAUCAAACUGACAUGAGCGGUUUGCUGAGCAGCCAGUCCUUUGCCAGUGCCAGCCUGGGCCUUGGUGCUCGUCACCCAGCUAUGGUUGGAAGUCACCAUGAUGACCCUCCAAGUCUGCCCUCUAGUGGUGCUAUGUUACAUGGACACCGUGGAUCUGUUCCCACUCAGCUGAACACCCUUCCUGAGCUCAGUCAGCCGGACUCCUUUCCCAGCCUGGCCAGCGGCAUAUCCCACUCCUCCCACUCCUCGAGCAACUCCAACAUCAAGAGGGAGGACAAAGAGGAUGACGAGAACGCCUCCAUUGGUGAUAAGUCUGAGGAUGACCGAAAGGAAUCUAAAGGGCCGCGUGCCAGAAUGAGCGUGACAGAUGAGGGCCUCACGGCAGAGGAGAAGGAGCAGCGGGACCGGGAGCGCCGCCUGGCUAACAAUGCACGAGAGCGUGUGCGCGUGCGGGACAUAAACGAGGCCUUCCGGGAGCUGGGCCGCAUGUGCCAGGCGCACCUGAAGAGCGACAAGGCUCAGACCAAGCUGAUCAUCCUGCAGCAGGCCGUGCAGGUCAUUCUGAGUCUGGAGAAGCAGGUGCGAGAACGCAAUCUAAACCCAAAGGCUGCGUGUCUCAAGCGGCGAGAGGAGGAGAAAGUGUCAGGGGUGAUUGACCCCCAGAUGCAGCUGUCAGGACACCCCGGGCUGGGGACAGAGGGGCAGAACCCAGUCAGCCAUAUGUAACUCUCAGAUCCUUUGGAACUUCCUGGGAUCCUGGAAGAUGUGGCCUUAUUUUUUCCCCACCAUUCUUAGUGUGUGUACACAUUCUGUCAUUCUAUAUAAAAGCAUAUUUGAGAAGAUGCAUGUUCACACAGCUACACACAUCUUAACCACGGAGACUGACAGAACCAGGUGUAACUCCUGAGGACAGCAGACAGCUGCAACACCGUUCAGAUGUGGUGUUUAUGGCGAACAUUCUGCCAUGAUCUCAACAUUGAUUUGGAAGCACCCAGUACAAAAACAGACCAUGAAACUGAGAAAAAGCCCUGAGAAAAAUCUCAUGAAAUGUAAAUGCAGAUGUGCCUAAUGAGCACAGUUUUGUAUGUCAACAAGCUGCCCCCGUUUGGAGACGAGUAUCCCCCUCCUCGGAAAAAAAAUAUUUCUAACUGGGUUUUAUAGUAUGCAGAAAUGUAGCUUGUAGAACCCAAUGUAGUGAAGAAUUCAGGCUUUCAAGUGCAGUUAUGUCCCAGAAUCUCCAUAAUGGGACUUCCAGUAUUAUAAAUCUUAAAGUUUAAUACCUCUAGACUUAACAUGGAUUAUUUUUCAGAUGACUGAGUCCAAUUUUUGUGUGUAACCACAGUAUUGCAAUCCUUUCUGCCUCGGUUGUGGGGCUGAAUAUAUGUUGGCUAAGUCCCAAGUGCUGUUUUAUAGCACAAAAUAAUGAAGGACCUUCUCUGAUGUCCCCUUCAGCCAGGCCCAAGAGCGGCACAAAGCACCCAGCUCCAGUGAGCAGACUUAUCGAUAGUCCUCCCUUUCUCGAGGGCUGUCCAGAUUGGUGUUUAGUGCAGUCAUGAUCUUGGAGUGUUGACACGCUUUUUUCCUCAGUGCUAGUGGGACAAGAGUCUGUUCAGUAUACUAAGAUCCCGGAGUUGCUUUGCCUACAUGCUUCCAUAGACUUUUAAGCAAGGAAAUGUCCGGAGAUCGAGAGAGAGCAGGAAUCCUCAUCAGACUGGCGAACAGCUCCAAAACUGCUUCCAGAGGUUGAGGUGGUCCUCUGGAGUCUGGAAGUGGCUGAAUUUGGCUGAAAGGCACUGGAAAGCAGCCUGGCCACCUGCAUGGAGAACGCUGGGGAUCCCAAGAUGUUAAAGGAGCAAAGCUUCGGCAAAGGUCUCCUAGCCAGGGUGGCGUUUAACUUUUGAUUGCAAAGGAUUUGUAUUGGUCAACGUCCCACUAGCAAAACAAAGCAUGCAUGGAUGCUUUCAUAAACUUUUAUAUUGCAUAAUAUAUAUUACAUUUUACAAUGGAUAUUGUAACAAACAGGAUAAGGUAAGAUGCAGGGAAAAAGAAAAUACCACCACCAUUCACAACUACAAGCACUGUUUCCCUGCAGAUUUGAGUACUUGCAUACAGUUUGAUAUAGUUCAGUGGGCUGGUUUGGUUUGGAAAUGGUGAAAUUGAAUGAGUUAUGUAGUGGAACAUAUAGCAAUCAAAAUCCCCUUCAGGAAAAUGAACUGAAACUCCAUUGAAAGGUGUGUAAAUGUCAACUUGGCUUGUGACUUGAUUGCGAUUUUAAGAAAAAGGUGAAAUAAUCUAAGGUGAAUGUGUAGAAAUUACAUAUGCAAUUGGUUUUGAAUGUACGAUGCAAAUUGGUGUGUUCAAAUAGGCAGGCAUCUGCUCCUGUAAAUGCGUCCGGUCUUCUGUAUGGUCGCUGAAACUAUCUGCAUUAACGGUGUCUGCUGACAAUAGGCCAAGGGAGGCUGAUGCAGACUGGAAGCAUAAAUGCUGGCGACAGAAUAGCUGUUAGUCACCUUGCUGCAGGCGGGAGCCAAGUGGAUAAUGACCAUCCGCUUCUGUUAAUUUUAAGGUUUGUAAAACUUAAAAUGAAAGCAACAGAUGUUAGGUAAUGUGGCCAGACAUGAAACUGGAGAGUGAUACCUCAGUGCCUAAAUGUUUUUUCUCACUCUGCCCCCCCUGCCUUGGUGUUGUAAUAUGUGGUUAUUAUUGUGUGGUUAUUGUUUUUGGUUUUGGGGAACUUCUGAGACAGCCGUGUUUUAUGGUUGCAUUUCAAAUGCUUUGGCGGCUUAUAGCAGGGCCUCCUCCCCGCUCCCCUGCCCCCCCCCUCCUGUGUCUUGUACUAUUUAGGUUUUGCAUAUUUUUUUAUCAGAUGCCUUCCUUCCUGUUUUGAGCUCCAGUGGUGAAAAGGUGAGUGCAGUGCAUGGCACUGUUUACACUUACAAGAGGUUGUCAUGCUAUGCCAUGACUGAUGCUGGAGGGUUAGGGGUUAUAGUUUGUAGAUAAGGCCUUUUUCAAUUAGCAUGCUACCUUGUGUGUUUGGUGGGUUCUUGCAUCACUUCUUCCCAUGCAUUUAAAGUGACACGUGGACAGUGCUGCAUAUUUUAAUGUGUUCUUGCAUUCAUAGGUGUGACUUCUGCCAGUUUCAUCCAGAUCUUUAUUGUCUGGGCUGCACAGUCCUAGCUGUGUGCCAGUCAAGGAACACAUCUUAUUGUCAGAGAUUCUGAGGCGUGUCUUUGAAAAGGUGUGAUUCUUCUAUAAAAGCCGUUAUUUGGAAGUGCUUUGGGUCAUACACAUGUAACUGGAAUUUUUUUUUGGGGGGGGGGGGUGGACUGAGUUAUAGCAAACAUACAGGCAACCUGAGUUGUAUUGCAUUUUACUUCAUUAUGAAUUCAUUCUCUGCAAUAUGACCCGAAAUGGAAUUUUAGAUCGUUUUUAACAUGAAGAGCAGUGCCUGCUUUUGCACACUCCCGGUGCUGUCAGUGACACAAAUGGCCUCUGAUCUUUGUGUAAUCAGCUGCCAAAAUAUUGACUUUAAAAGCCAGCGUAGUGAACUUGUCAGAUGCAGCUGAGCUCGAACCUGUGUGUGCAGCCAGUGUUCUCUAAAUGUCCAUGUGUGUCACGUUGUAUUCUGUCAAUGUGGGAAUGGAUUUGAAUGGAAUGCACCAGUAACCCUUCUCCCCUUCCCAGUGUAAAUACACUGAAGUGGAACCUUGCCAUCUCACAUUCAUUGAGGACACAACUGUUCUCAGAGUGCCUCAGACCCGGUUUUUAUUUUUAUAUUAUAUAUAUAAAUAUAAUCUAGUUAUUGAACUGUCCUGUAUAUAACAGUAAUGUAGCAAUAAAUGUGCCAUUUUUAAUAACAAAUAUACCCAAUGUCUUGUUUUAAAAACUUGUAUACAUAAAGAAACUUUGUAAUAAAGGUUUACUAUAA